This is a messenger RNA of Brachypodium distachyon (stiff brome), 3060 nucleotides long. RefSeq names its product subtilisin-like protease SBT2.3. Gene Ontology annotation, molecular function: serine-type endopeptidase activity. The transcript has 10 exons. The coding region runs from base 222 to 2813 and encodes 863 amino acids. The record is from RefSeq and is a predicted model, not a curated record. NCBI's taxonomy places the organism in Eukaryota, Viridiplantae, Streptophyta, Magnoliopsida, Poales, Poaceae. Gene Ontology annotation, biological process: proteolysis.
CUGCUGCUGCAGUGGUCACUUCUUGAAGCCCUCUUUUGUGCAGCGCAGCGGCAGUGCACCACGCCACCACGGCUUAAAAGCGCACACCUCCUCCUCGGCGUCCUCGCCCUCGCCAUAAUUGUGCCGCGUGCGGGUCUUGUGCUCCCAUGUCCGGGCCGUAGCUAGUCUCCCUUGUCGAUUCGGUGAGUUUGGAGUCUGGGCCGGUGACUCGGUGAGGACUGAUGAGGAGGUGCUCUGCUGCAAUGGGGGUGGUGCGGAGGGAGCCCUGUUCUGUCCCCUUCCUGUGCGUGGUGGUUCUUGGGGCGGCGCUGCUGGGCGCCGCCGGCGGCGGCAUCCAAGCGUUCGAGGAGGGCACCGCGGUGUACAUCGUGACCAUGAAGCAGGCGGCGGUGUUUCACAAGCGCCUUGACAUGGAGAGGUUUGGGACCAGCAGAGCUGCCGCCGCCACCGCCGCGGUCGCAGGAGGCGGGGGCGACGAUAUUCCGGCCACCAGCAUUCUCAGGAAGCCGAGACAUGGUUCACUCAAACCUAUGAAUUAUGGCUCAUACCUAGUGCAACUUCAAAAUUCUGUCUUGAAGAAGACACUACGAGGAGAGCGCUAUACAAAGCUGUACAGUUACCACUACUUGAUUAAUGGUUUUGCAGUUGUCCUCACUCCUCAGCAGGCAGAGAAGCUAUAUAGGAGAAAAGAAGUGGUAAACGUAAUGUUGGAUUUCUCUGUUAGAACUGCAACAACAUAUACCCCCGAAUUUCUGGGCUUGCCACAAGGAGCAUGGGUUCAAGAAGGUGGUCCACAAUGUGCUGGCCAGGGUGUUGUUGUUGGCCUCAUCGAUACAGGAAUCGACCCAAAUCACCCAAGCUUUGCAGAUGACUUGACAACUGAUAGUUAUCCAGUUCCUGCUCACUACGCUGGCAGUUGUGAGGUUACAAAUGAUUUUCCAUCUGGAUCCUGCAACAGAAAGCUUGUUGGAGCUCAACAUUUUGCAGCAUCUGCAAUAACACGAGGAGUCUUCAAUGCCUCUCAAGAUCUUGCUUCACCGUCUGAUAGUGAUGGCCACGGGACCCACACAGCAUCCAUCGCGGCUGGUAAUAAUGGAAUUCCUGUUAUUGUGGCUGGGCAUCACUUUGGGAAUGCAAGCGGAAUGGCUCCUCGUGCACACAUUGCUGUCUAUAAAGCUCUGUUCAAAGGCUUCGGAGGUUUUGCUGCUGAUGUAGUGGCUGCAAUAGAUCAGGCAGCUGAAGAUAAUGUUGACAUAAUCAGCUUGUCCAUUACCCCUAAUAGAAGGCCUCCUGGAUUAGCUACGUUCUUUAAUCCAAUUGAUAUGGCACUAAUGUCAGCUGUCAAAGCUGGCAUAUUUGUUGUGCAAGCUGCAGGAAAUACUGGUCCUUCCCCUAAGAGCAUGUCUUCAUACAGUCCAUGGAUAUUUACUGUAGGUGCUUCUGCCCAUGACAGGGAGUACAAAAAUUAUGUUGUACUUGGCAACAAUUUGACCAUUCCGGGAGUUGGCCUUGCUCCUGGAACGGAUGGUGAUUCGAUGUACAAUCUAAUUGCCGCACCUCAUGCACUGGAAAAUAAUACAGCCAGUCCCACAGAAGUGUCCAUAGGGGAGUGCCAAGAUUCAAGCCACCUUGAUAAAGAUCUGAUAAGAGGAAAGAUACUGAUCUGCAGCUAUUCCAUAAGAUUUGUACUGGGCCUUUCUUCUGUGAAGCAAGCUUUAGAUACAGCAAAGAACACUAGUGCUGCAGGAGUUAUAUUCUACUUGGACCCUUUUGUCCUUGGAUUCCAGCUGAACCCAACUCCAAUGGAUGUGCCUGGACUUAUAAUACCAUCAUCUGAUGACUCUAAGGUGUUCCUAAGUUAUUACAAUGAGUCCCUUGUACGAGACGAGACAUCAAACGGAAUUGUCAGUUUUGGUGCAGUUGCAAAAAUACUAGGAGGUCUAAACCCAAAUUAUGGCAGUUCUGCACCAAAAGUAAUGUUUUAUUCUGCUAGGGGUCCUGACCCCGAGGACAACACAUUGUCCAAUGCUGAUAUCUUGAAACCAAAUCUGGUAGCACCUGGCAGUUCCAUUUGGGGUGCUUGGAGUUCGCUUGGAAUGGAUUCGGCUGAAUUUGCUGGUGAAAUUUUUGCAAUGCUGUCCGGUACAAGUAUGGCUGCACCACAUAUUGCUGGCCUUGCUGCUCUAAUCAAGCAGAAGUAUCCUUCUUUUAGCCCAGCAGCUAUAGGUUCUGCACUGUCUACUACGACAACUAUCAAUGACAAGCAAGGAAACCCAAUCAUGUCACAGCGAACAUACAGCAACCCAGACUCAACACAAACUCCAGCUACACCUUUUGACAUGGGGAAUGGCUUUGUCAAUGCUACAGCUGCUUUGGACCCUGGGCUCAUAUUUGAUUGCAGUUAUGACGAUUUCUUAUCCUUUCUGUGUGGUAUAAAUGGUUCUGCUUCAGUAGUGAUGAAUUACACUGGCAACAACUGUGGGGUCUCCAACAUGACCGGGGCAGACCUUAACCUACCUUCAAUCACCAUAGCAGUGCUCAACCAAUCGAGAACAAUAACAAGAACUGUCACCAACGUGGCGAGCGACGAGAAUUACACUGUCAGUUACAGGGCUCCUUACGGAGUGGCAGUAUCCGCAACACCAACACAGUUCUUCAUUCCCAGCGGGCAGAAGCAGCUUGUGACUUUUGUCAUGAAUGCCACCAUGAAUAACUCUUCAGCUAGCUUUGGGAAUGUUGGAUUCUACGGUGACAGAGGCCACCAGGUGAUCAUUCCGUUUUCGGUCAUCUCCAAGGCUGUAUACAGUUCCUGAUCACCGACAAGCUGGUGCUGUCUAUGGGAACAAUGACCUGACUGUUCCAGUAUAUGCAGCGGUGACUUGACUGCUUGAUGCUAGCUUGAGCAGAUUUCUUUUUAGUUCGGUUUUUGGUGUACAUUUUGAAGCAUGUCGAUGUAAGUAACAUGGGUGAGUGACCAGUAACUGUAAAGAGAAUGUACCAGAAGCAGAAAAUCCCUCUUUUCAUGAAUGAGAAUCCCUUCCGUGACAUGGUUGUAGUGCA